Messenger RNA from Bombyx mandarina (wild silkworm), 652 nucleotides. RefSeq lists its product as uncharacterized. The record is from RefSeq and is a predicted model, not a curated record. Lineage: Eukaryota; Metazoa; Arthropoda; Insecta; Lepidoptera; Bombycidae.
AUGCUGACAAUUUUGUUUUUAUUACCCAUCGUUGUCGGGGUAUUAAGCGGCAACAUCCCGGAACAGCCUCGAGUUUAUUGUGGGGAAUUGCCAAACACGAUAUACUCGUGUCUCGGCAACCCUAAGAUAAUUCAACCCGAAGUAUCGGAAAAAUGUAACAAACCUAUUUCCGAGUGCGACAAAACGAGAUGUAUCUUCAAGGAAUCCGGCUGGGCUAAGAACAACGUUAUAGACAAGAAGAAGGUUUCUGAUUAUUUCGAACAGUUCGCCAAGGAUAAUCCCGAUUGGUCUGCAGCGGUUCAGAACUUCAAGACAACUUGUUUAUCCGACAGUUUGAAGCCGCAGGGCGUUGAUACGAACUGUCCUGCGUACGACAUUAUACACUGUGCUCUGAUCAGCUUUAUCAAAUUCGCAUCUCCGUCCCAAUGGUCGACUUCGGAGCAGUGCGUGUAUCCGAGGCAGUACGCGGGCGCCUGUCCCGUCUGCCCUGAACGGUGCUUCGCCCCAUCAGUACCGAAUGGUUCGUGUAACGCGUGCCUCGCCCUGCCCCGCACGCCGUGAUCAUGUCUAGACGUCAGAACACCUUUCAGAACAAUGCAUAAAUGCAGCAAUCAAUUUCGAUAACAGUGUUUAAAUAAAAUAUUGACUUAAA